AUGGAGGCGCCUCUCGCAGCUGUGCACGGCUCGCAGCUUCGAGGGGCGUGGCCUUUGGAUCUGGCGAAGGAUGAUGUUGUCUGGCUCUCUCUAUCAGUCCCCCGGCUGGAGGCCAAUACGACUCUAGAUUCAUACAUGCCUACAUGGCAGUUCGCCGCGAUUGCUCCGCACCAGCCUGUGCUUUUCCUGGCCAUCAGUUCUCGCCGCUGCACCCCGUAUCACUUUGUUUUGUGUGGGUUUCCUGGUCCUCGGCUCGGAGUCCACGAUGUUCUCAUCUCACCUACAUCAUGUUUUAAGCUCCCCUUGCGGGCUUCUGCGUCUUCCAACACAUGGCUUAGACAUUAUUGA
Messenger RNA from Trichoderma atroviride IMI 206040, 348 nucleotides. RefSeq lists its product as uncharacterized. The record is from RefSeq and is a predicted model, not a curated record. NCBI's taxonomy places the organism in Eukaryota, Fungi, Ascomycota, Sordariomycetes, Hypocreales, Hypocreaceae.